This is a messenger RNA of Fonsecaea erecta, 1443 nucleotides long. RefSeq lists its product as hypothetical. The coding region runs from base 1 to 1443 and encodes 480 amino acids. The record is from RefSeq and is a predicted model, not a curated record. The transcript has a single exon. NCBI's taxonomy places the organism in Eukaryota, Fungi, Ascomycota, Eurotiomycetes, Chaetothyriales, Herpotrichiellaceae.
AUGGAAGAUUCCCCCCGUCUGGAAUGGCAGUCGCUGCUCGAAGAAGGGAUUCUGAACCUGGAUAAAAUAUCUCCUUUAGACGACUGUCGCCUCCGUCGCAACGCCAACCACCAUGCUCAAGAGCGUGAUGAGGACCCGAAGAGGGAGUUAGACUCUGCGAACCAUUGCAGAGGCUUUAGUCCUCAAGGAAUCAGGAAGCAAGAACUGAGGCUUUUGGUAUUGGGCUCCGGGGAAGUUCACCCUGGGGGUCCAUGGGGGGAGGUCAUGCACCCAAGUUACGCCAUCACGCCGUCAAUUCUCGAUACUCUUCCAAUUACCCUCACUCACGCUGAAAAGAGCACACUAUGGAACUACUUCAAUUUUGUCCCCGGCGCCGUGUAUGGUACCACUGGAGCCGGCCCUUUCUGCACCUUCAGAGAUAUUUGCCUGCCUUGUUGUCAGCGGUACCCUGGAGCACUCAUAUGGAUGCUGGUCGCAGCAGAACGACACGGGGCCGUUCUGAGUCGACUCACUGAGCCGCCAUCAUCGGUCCGCCGUAAAAUGGAAGCGUAUAAAGCCAUUGGGCAGCUCCUGCAGGACGAAGACAGGAGAUACACUGACGAAACGCUGGCUGUGAUUAUGGAAGCCAUAGUGGUCGAGUCAAGAUUUCUUGAUCUCAAGGCGACAACGAUGCACAUGAGAGGUCUGGAGACGCUGAUCAAGCAACGAGGUGGCUUAUCCUCCCUCUUCCAGUCUCCGAUCGUGAUGUCCCAUCCACUAUUCUUUCUGGGCUUUCUGAUCCCAGCACCGUUGCCACAAUCGAGUCGAGAGGAAGCCGAUGGGCGUCAACCAAAUUUUCACCGGUCCUUUUCCGAUAUGGCAAAGUUCAAUCAGAACCUCCGCUCUUUCAUUGUAUCAACACAUCAAGCAAAUGGCAACAAAGACCUCGAGGCAUACCUCAAAAAUCGACGCCUCGCAUUCAAUUCCCCAGUCACGGAGCAAUAUAUCUUGCAUCUACCGAGCAGUGCUGAAGAGACCUAUGGUGCGCGAACCAGUCGCUUCGCGUUCCUCUAUCUCCUCAACCUUAUUCUUUAUCGCUGCAGCAAGAAUGACUUCAGCCAUUUCCUCACGUACAGCUAUCCCUUGCUGCCCUCGAACUCAAAUAUCUUCGCCCACGGGACUGCCUUUCUCGACACGGUCAUAUAUUCCCUCCACUAUUCCGGCACCAUCGACCCUCAAACGCAGGCCUCCUCUGUUCGCCUCGAAACCUUGCUCUGGGUUGUCGCGAAGGCGUGGGUUGACGCAGACCCAAUCCGAGCGAGCUCAGCCUUGGGAAAGGCAGAGGAAUUGUUUCUGACAGAGACGACUAUGUCGGCAAUUAGGUUGUGGGGAUGUAUGAGAGACGCGCAGAGGGACGAGAUGAUGACUGUAUUGAGAGGCUGGCUGGUCGAAGGGUUUGACUGA